Messenger RNA from Hippoglossus stenolepis (Pacific halibut), 2254 nucleotides. It is a transcript of the gene ccn2a, whose product is annotated as cellular communication network factor 2a. The record is from RefSeq and is a predicted model, not a curated record. The transcript has 4 exons. The coding region runs from base 77 to 1216 and encodes 379 amino acids. Gene Ontology annotation, cellular component: extracellular matrix; extracellular region. Gene Ontology annotation, biological process: signal transduction; cell adhesion. Lineage: Eukaryota; Metazoa; Chordata; Actinopteri; Pleuronectiformes; Pleuronectidae. Gene Ontology annotation, molecular function: integrin binding; heparin binding.
CUCAAAGACGAAAGGAAGACCUCCUCAUCUUACGACUUAAGGACAAACUAGAACCUAUUUCUACACGGAAGAAAAGAUGUCCGCUGGAAUGGAGAAAAUGAUUUUGCUGCCUUUCCUGUGCAUCAUGCUCUCGUACCUGGCUGCAGGUCAGGAGUGCAGUGGCCAGUGCGUGUGCCCCUCCACUCCCCCUCGGUGCGCCCCUGGAGUGAGCCUGGUGCUGGACGGCUGCGGCUGCUGCAGGGUGUGCGCCAAACAGAUGGGGGAGCUGUGCACAGAGAAAGACGUCUGUGACCCCCACAAAGGGCUCGACUGCGACUUCGGAGCCCCCAUCAACAGGCGCAUAGGAGUCUGCACAGCUCGAGAUGGCGCCACCUGUGUGUUCGGAGGAAUGGUUUACAAGAGCGGAGAGACUUUCCAGAGCAGCUGCAAGUACCAGUGUACCUGUCUGGAUGGAGCUGUCGGCUGCGUUCCUCUUUGCUCCAUGGACAUCCGACUGCCCAGCCCUGACUGCCCCAUGCCCAGACGGGUGAAGGUGCCAGGGAAGUGCUGUGAGGAGUGGGAGUGCGAUUCUCCCUACAGACACAGUUUCAUGGGCUCUGUUCUACCUGGUGAGUUAGUCUUCAUACAGCAUUGUGUUUGUAUUCGUGCUGAAAUGAGCUUUAAUCAGGACGGUCUUUCUAAUCCCGUGUUUGCUCUUGUGUUAACAGCCUACAGAGAGGAGGAGACCUACGGCCCAGAUCCCUCCUUGAUGAGGGAGAACUGCCUGGUUCAGACUACUGAAUGGAGCGCCUGCUCUAAGACCUGCGGCCUUGGCAUCUCCACCAGGGUCACCAACGACAACCGCGAUUGCCGCCUUGAGAAACAGACCCGACUGUGCAUGGUGCGACCCUGCGAGUCCCAGCUGGAGCAGAGCAUCAGGAAAGGGAAAAAAUGCAUCCGCACUCCCAGACUCUCCAAGCCCAUGAAGUUCGAGAUCUCCGGCUGCACCACCACCAAGUCCUACAGGCCAAAGUUCUGCGGUGUGUGUCUGGACGGCCGCUGCUGCACCCCCCACAGGACCACCACCCUGCCCAUGGAGUUCAAAUGCCCCGAUGGUCAGGUCAUGAAGAAGCACAUGAUGUUCAUCAAGUCCUGCGCCUGCCACCACAACUGCCCCGGGGAGAACGACAUCUUCGAGUCCAUGUAUUACAAGAAGAUGAUGGGAGACAUGGCCUGAGCCACUGAGGGACGAUCAGAGCUUAUGACUUGAAGAACAAACAAAGCAGAACUCCAUCUCAUUUUGCAGCUCAGUAUAUAUGUGUUUGUCAUGUUUUAUUUUGUCAUUGUAAAAGUAGACCAGACACUUGUCUAAGUGCCUGUGUAUUCUAUGGCUGGUGCAAAUCAGCCACAUAGACUCAGACAGAGGGUUGCAUAGCAACUCCGAGAGAUUCCUGCACUAUAACUUCUACUUUUGACAAACCUGCUGCCAGGUUUUCCGCCCAUUCCCCUUGAUUUAUCUUUUACAAACCCAUCCAAUUUUUACAGUAUGCAUUUUUUUUUUUUUACCUUAUCUUAACCUUGACUCCUCUAAAAAUGAGGGGUCUGAUAACUCCCCCCACCCCCAGAGCCCCCCAGACCAGACCUGCAAACUCUAAGCAGCUGUAGAGGGAGCACGCAGACCACAGCGGGCCAGUGUUCCCCUGUCCAAACAGGUCUGAAUGUGUCCUUGUGUGUGUGCGUGCGUGUGUGUGUGUGUUUGUGUUAGCCUGAAUGUCAGCCUUGUCUGUACAGACGCUGUUCCCUCUCCUCCCAGUGUAGAGGAAAGGUCAGAGUUUCCGCCCAGCAUGUGGAUGAGAAAGCAGCAGCGUGCUGAGUUUAGGGUUAGAUAUGGAACACAGUGGGCUUUGCCACAGCACUGAGGACAAAAAAAGACACAUGUUGACUUUUAUUAUAAAAAAAAAAAAGAUAUGACUAUUACUGAUUCAGGUCAGAAGGAAGAAACCAAGUGUUUAUAGAAACUAUUUUGUCACAAAAAUAGGAGAGAAGACUGGAAGAAUUGCAAUUUCAUUCCUUUUUUAUUGUUGAUGUGUAAAUGAUGUAUAUAUGUGUACAGUUUAAGUUAAUUUAAAAGCCAAAUUUGUUCUGUGCUUCGAAAUGUAUCGAUAGUGUGUUUUGUGUCGACGGUGUUUUUCACUAUUUUAUUGAGAAGUGUGACAAAAAUGUUACAUGUUUUACUUUGUAGCUGGAAAUAAAAUGUUAUAUAUUUUUAUACAAA